Drosophila virilis is the source of this 4110-nucleotide messenger RNA. RefSeq names its product simjang (gene simj). NCBI's taxonomy places the organism in Eukaryota, Metazoa, Arthropoda, Insecta, Diptera, Drosophilidae. Gene Ontology annotation, cellular component: NuRD complex. The record is from RefSeq and is a predicted model, not a curated record. Gene Ontology annotation, biological process: negative regulation of transcription by RNA polymerase II.
UCGUAUUAGCCGUUCGCGGUCACACUACUGCAUUUAUUUUAAAUGUAUAAGCAACAUUUACAAAAACAACAUCGAGCGGGUUGGACGCGCUGAAACGUUGGCGGAUAAAAACACCGUUUAAUUAUUUUACAAUUACGACUUUGUUAUUUGUUUACAAACAAAGCUAAGCAUAACGUAAAAAAAUAACAAAUUAUGUUUAACGCGAGUGUUUUACAGGUGUAAUGCAAUAAAUUGCAACGGUUUCCCCCAAAAGUUCGUGUAUGUAUGUAUAUAAUUGAAUAUGCAUGUGUUUGUUUUCGAGCAAGGAGUAGCAAACCAAACAAAUAGCAAUUAAUUGUUAUAUUCAAAAUAAACAACAAAAAAAGUGCAAUAUCCCUAAUCAAUUAUAUGAAAACCAUAAAACUAUCGCGAUUUGAGUGCGUGUAAAAAAAAAAACGAGAAAAAAAUCAUUUUUGGAAAGCCGCAGAAGGCAGCCAAGAAGCAGAACGGCCAGCAACGACGCAGCAGCAGCAGCAGCGCGUUCUGCAAGUGUAUUAGUGUUAAAGGCACACAGUGUACACGCGUUUAUACAUACGUGCAUAUGUAUAUAUAGCAGAUAAAUAAGCAAGCGUAUAUAUAUAUAUAUAUAUAUUAUAUAUGUAUGUACAAGCGGGCGUGCAAGUAAAUAAGGCAAAUUAGCAAACGCAAUUACAAAAAAAGUGAAAUUUCUCAAAAGCACAGAAAUUAUACAAUUUUUGUGCACUUCCUCCGUGUGGUUGAGUGUGUGUGUGUGUGUGUGUGUGUGUGUGUAUGUGCGAGCGCUUGGAAAAUUAGCAUAAAUUCCAAGAGGCUGGACGCCAGCGUCGCAGUAGCAGCAGCGCCCACAACUACAACAACAACGAGCAGCUUAACGGAUUUUCUACUCAUUUUUGCUCUUUGCGCGUUAGGUCAAGAUACGACAUCACGACGACGCGACGCGCGAAAAUGGCCAAAAUGGAGGUCGACGAUGUGGUCGACUUGAGUCUGAGUUCUGGCCGUGAUCCGGCGCUAACCAUAACACCGGCUCCGGCAACGGCAACGGCGCCGGCACUCAGCAGCCGCGAUCUGCGCGCCUUAACAGCCAACAAUACGGGGCUGACCAUAACGCCAGCUCCGGGACCCACAACGGCAACAGCGGCUGCCGCCACGGGCAACAGCAGCGACAGCAGCAACGUCGCCAACAACAACAACAGCAACAACAACAACACAAACAACAACAGCAACAACAACAACAGCGAUGUCGCGUUAACAGGCAGCGGCAAUGGCAGCGGCAGCGGGAGCGGGAGCGGGAGCAGCGCCCAGGAUGAGAAUAAAGUACAACGCCGCGUACUGCGGCCACGCACCGAACCCAAAUCGUAUGCGGAGGCGCCGGAUAUUGUGCUGCUCCCGGCACGAACGAAUGGCAGGCAGCAGAACGGCAACAUCGAUUCGGAGACGGACGAUGAGGAGAUGCCGCCGUAUGUGCCCAUCAAGGAGCUGACGCACGCCGAGCUCAAGGAGCGUGAGAAGAGUUUGCGCAAACUGCGUCAGGAUUUGCGCAACGAGGAGACCAAACUGAUGCUCCUCAAGAAACUGAAGCAGUCGCAGCAGGUCAUGAAAGAGAAUCUGGUCGUAACGCCCACCAGUGUCUCGCCCAAUAAUCCGCUGGCGGCGAUACCCAGCGCCCUCACAGCGAAGGGUUCGCUCAGUGUAACGCCCACGUCGGCCUUGCCCAUGCCCGCCCACAGCAAAGGGCGGAGCAGUUUGGGUGGCGGUGCGGCUGCCGUUAGCAUAAGCGCCAGCAACAGCCGCAACAUGAGCUCGUCGGCAGCGACGGCAGCCGCUGUGGCCGCAGCCGCAGCAGCGCUCUCCGGCACCGGAUCGCAGCGCGGCAACAGCGGCAUCAUCUCUGGCAGCGGCAGCGGCAGCAACAACUCGAUACUCCCGCCACCUAGAUCCUCGCUGGCCGCGGGCACGACGCUGGCCGCCGGAACGACAAUAACGCCUGCCACGAACAGUUCGCAUAGGUCGAGCGUGCUGCCGCCGCGCACAAAUCUACCGAAUCUCACGAUAACGCCCUCGGUGACCAUAACGCCAACGUCGGCGCCGCCUUCCAGCCUGAAAGCACGCAAUCCUAAUAUUUCGGAUAAUUCGAAGGUACCUGGGACCAUUAGCAAUUCCGUAUCCAUAACGCCGGCGCCACCGCUUCAACAAACGCAUCAGAGUCAGCUUAACGAUUUAAAGAAUGAACGCGGCGCAACUCGCGAGGAGACACAGACGCCCGCCCAGCGUCAGGCUGCCGCCAAAAUGGCACUGCGCAAGCAGCUGGAAAAGACUUUGCUACAGAUACCGCCACCAAAGCCGCCACCACCAGAAAUGCACUUUAUACCGAAUCCGAGCAACACGGACUUUGUCUAUCUGCUUGGUCUGGAGACAGUCGUCGAUUAUUUGACAGUCAAUAAGAAAGCGAACGCCGUGGCAGCGCCCUUCCGUUGUGCCCAGUGCAAGAUCGACUUCACGCCCGUCUGGAAGUGGGAGAAACAGACCAAUAAGGAGGCCAAGGUCAUAUGUGAGCAGUGCGUGACGUCAAAUGUGAAGAAGGCUCUGAAGGCGGAGCACACGAAUCGACUGAAGCAGGCGUUUGUCAAGGCGCUGCAGCAGGAGCAGGAGAUCGAACAGCGUCUGGCCAGCCAGAGCAGUCCGUCGCCCGUCGAGGCGCACGCCGCCUCGAACAAUGCCACCAGUGUUGCACUAUCCGCCGUCAACAGCGUCUCCUCCGCUCAUCAGCAUCAGCAUCAACAUCAGCAUCAGCAGGCGCUGCAGCGCGAACGGGAACGAGAGCAGCGCGAACAGCUGCAGGCGUCGCAUGCCUCGGCGGCUGCUGCUUUGGUCAAUUUGCCGCCAUCGGUGACUGUUAUACCAACCAAAUGCCAGACACCGACACCAGCGCCACGCCCGACGCCACCACCGCCAGCCACACAAAGCCAGCCCACCCCGCCGCCGCCGCUGCCGACGUCGAGCACACCACGUUCCUCGCGUGCCGCUGCCACAGCGGCAGCAGCGGCCAUUGCGGCACAGCAGGCGGGCAUACUUAGUCCGGGACCAGCGGCAGCGCAUCACCACGAGGCCAGCAGCUCGGCGACUGGUCGCUCCUCGCGCGCCGAACGCGAUCAUCACCACCAUCAACAGCAGCAGCAGCAACAGCAACAACAACAGCAACAACAGCAACAACAGCAGCACCAACAGCACCAACAGCAGCAGCAGCAGCAGCAACAGCAGCGGGAACAGCAGCGCGAGCAGCAGCAGCAGGCACAGCAGCAGGCUCAGAGCUAUGACAAAUAUUCGGCGGCAACGCUGGCAGCGGCAGCGCAUCUCAGUGCGCUGGGCGGCAUGGGCGGCCUGAAUAUCAACAAUCUGGCCAGUUUGGGUAAUCUCAAUCAGCUGGGCAAUCUGGCGGCACUUGGCGGAUUGGGCAACUUUGGCGGCGCCUCGACGGCAGCCAACAAUCCGGCGGCUGCCCUGGGCAAUGCCUCGCCAGCUGCGGCCAUGCAGGCCUUUCAGCAGCAGCUCUUCAGAGCACUCGGCCAGGGCCUGGGCGGCAAUCCGCAGCACAUGAUGCAAUUCGCGCCACUUCUCUACACCUACCAAAUGGCCAUGGCGCAGGCGGCCCAAGUGGCAGCUUUCAACAACAACAACAAGAAGAGCAGCUCAGCGUCCAGCUCAUCAAAGAACUCGAGCAAUGCGACCAGCUUGGCGGACAUACAGCGGGCGGCGGAGCUACAGCGUCAAUAUCUGCUGGAGAUGAUACCGCCACAGCAGCCGAGUGGACCCAGCGGUAGUCGCCAGAACAAUUGGAAGGCCUAAGCACGAGGCUCUAUACAUGAACAGCAACAGCAACAGGAACUGGAACUGCAACUGCAACAACAACAAUUGCAACAACUAUAACUUACUAACUUUAUAAUUUUCUUGAUUAGGUAAUUUUAUAAUUUACGCAAGCAAACAUAAUGUGUACACGUAAAUUGAUUGAUUCUAUUUGUAAACAAUAAUUAUUACAUAAUUAAUUAUACAUAAUUAUACACAAAGAAAGUAACAAAAACUCGUCGGCAACGUUAA